GCCACAGGGCCCAGUUCCGGGGAAAGGCCCCAUUUGGCGCAGGGGUGUGAGGUGGUGGAGUAUUGUUGAAGGAAUGCCCAGAGACUGAAGGGAACAGCUGUAGCGGCUGGCGGUCUGAGGCCAAGGCGGGACAAUCCCAGGACACCGGCACCCUGAAAGAGCGAAGUCUGUGAGGACGCCUGUGACGGCGAAGGCGAGGCUGUGAGAAGGCCGUGGAGGGCCGGCAGCUCAGCGGACGGGCGUGAAGGCCGAAUCCUCUGGAAGCUGUGCAGACACCUCACGGGGACACGGAAGGGCUGGAGCCGUGUUCGGGUCCGAUUCUCGGUGAAGAGGGGGCUCCCGGGAAGCGGACUUGAGGGUGAAUACAGACUGUGGAGAGGCUCUCACUGGAGAGCGGUCCUCAGGAAGACGGGGGAUAGGAUUUGGUUCUCAGGGCGGCGGGCCCUGAGGAAUCCCAGUUCAGGCAGUGAGCAUUGGGGCCUGAGGGCGCACUCUGCUUUGCGUCCGCGGGCAUUGGACGCCCUGGCUUGCCCAGCGCAGACAACCCCAGAGAACGCUGAAAGCGGGAAGCGAGCCGAGCGGGCAGCGAGCCCAGCGCGCGCCAUACGCUGUGGCGCCUCAGGGAAGCCCGCCCAUUCGCCAACACGCACUGUUCUCAUUGGCUACUUAAUUCAAUAAAUCGGGCUGAAGUCUUACAUCCGGUGAGAGCGAGGUCAGGUCCCGGAGAAGCCGGAAGUGUUGUCUGGCGCGCGCUUCCCAAAUGGGCCGCAACGCAGAAAUCUCGGACGCACCGGCUGGCCGUGUCAGGCAGAAGAUUCAAUGGGGCAUCGUACUCUAACCUCCGUGCCAGCCCUGUUUGCCUCCAUCCCCUGUCCACGCUCUGAGCUGUGCCUGGACCUGGUUCUGGCUUCUGGACAGUCCUUCCGGUGGAGGGAGCAGAGCCCUGCGCACUGGAGUGGCAUCCUGGCAGACCAGGUAUGGACACUGACCCAGACUGAGGAGCAGCUCUGCUGCACUGUGUACCGAGCAGACAAGGCCCAGAUUGGCAGGCCCACACUAGAAGAGCUAAAGGCUGUGCGCCAGUACUUCCAGCUGGACGUCAGCCUGGCUCAACUGUACCGACGUUGGAGUUCUGUGGACCCCCACUUUCAAGAGGUGGCUCAGAAAUUCCAAGGUGUACGACUCCUGCGACAGGACCCCAUUGAGUGCCUUUUCUCCUUCAUCUGUUCCUCCAACAACAAUAUUGCCCGAAUCACUAGUAUGGUGGAAAGGCUCUGCCAGGCUUUUGGACCUCGGCUCAUCCAGCUUGAUGACAUCACCUAUCAUGGCUUCCCCAGUUUGCAGGCCCUAGCUGAUCAUGGGUGUGAAUGGCUUUUGGAAAAGUUCAAGAACUCAACUGGGGAGUUCCUCAGGACAGCAAGUCCUCAGUCCCUUCUUCAGUGCCCAACACCCAUAGUAGGACCGGAGGUGGAGGCUCAGCUCAGGAAGUUGGGCCUGGGGUACCGUGCCCGCUAUGUGAGUGCCAGUGCCCGAGCCAUCCUGGAAGAAAAAGGUGGGCUUCCCUGGCUGCAGCAGCUGAGCAAGGCACCCUAUGAGGAAGCCCACAGGGCCCUCUGCACCCUGCCUGGGGUGGGCUCCAAGGUGGCAGACUGCAUCUGUUUGAUGGCCCUAGACAAGACCCAGGCCGUGCCUGUGGACGUCCACAUGUGGCAGAUUGCUCAACGUGACUAUGGCUGGCACCCCGCCACAACCCAGGCCAAGGGUCCAAGCCCCCGGGCCAACAAGGAACUAGGAAACUUUUUCCGGAACCUAUGGGGACCUUAUGCUGGCUGGGCCCAAGCAGUGCUGUUCAGUGCUGACCUGCGCCAAACCCACCAGCCUCAGGAGCUACUAGCAAAGCGCAGAAAGAGAUCCACAGGGCCAGAGGGUUAGGCAGGGGGUACUCGACAAAGGGAUUCCCCAAACACCUUUCUCCUCCAUUCCCCACUUCUCUCCUCCAUCCAGUUUUGUGUUGGAAUGGAGGCUUCCUUCAGUUAUAUCAGGGGUCAGGCUCCCUCAAGUCAAGCAGUUUGCACAACAAUAUGGGGUGGGGGUUAUCUGGAGAGACAGAGCUGCAUGUUGUUUCAUCUUCUUCCCUUUAUUACAAGAAGGAACAAUAAAAUAGAAACAUUUGUAUGGAAAA
This is a messenger RNA of Manis javanica (Malayan pangolin), 2182 nucleotides long. RefSeq names its product 8-oxoguanine DNA glycosylase (gene OGG1). The record is from RefSeq and is a predicted model, not a curated record. Gene Ontology annotation, biological process: nucleotide-excision repair; base-excision repair, AP site formation; base-excision repair. NCBI's taxonomy places the organism in Eukaryota, Metazoa, Chordata, Mammalia, Pholidota, Manidae. Gene Ontology annotation, cellular component: nucleus. Gene Ontology annotation, molecular function: damaged DNA binding; 8-oxo-7,8-dihydroguanine DNA N-glycosylase activity.